CUAUACGGAUAAGGAUAACACUAUAAAUACAGCCUUUCUACCACAUCAACAAUCACUAAAACCCCAUAUCAGCUUUACCCUUAUCUAUACUCGAAUUCUCUUCUAUGGCCUCUAAUACUUUCGCUGUGAAAUUCUUCUCGUUACUAAUUUUUUCAUUUGCCAUUAUGAAAAUGGCAAUAGCGGGAGAUCCAGACAUUAUCUUUGACUUUAUAGCCCCCCCAAACACCACAAUUGAUGAGAAUUUCUUUACAUUUACUGGCAUGCGUUCCCUUAUUACAGCUGGCCCUCUCACAGGCUUUAAGGUCUCCAAAGCAGCCUUGACUGAAUUUCCGGCUCUUAAUGGGCAGAGUGUUUCUAUUGCUGUUCUUGAAUUUGCAGCUGGCUCUACCAACCCACCGCACACCCAUCCUCGCUCUGCUGAGCUUCUUUUCCUGAUCGAUGGUACCCUUCAAGUGGGGUUCAUUGAUACUACCAACAAGCUGUUUAAUCAAACAUUACAGACGGGUGAUAUUUUUGUGUUUCCAAAAGGACUCGUGCACUUUCAAUUUAACCCUGCCGCGCAAGCCCCGGCGCUAGCAAUUUCAGCUUUUGGAAGCGCAAAUGCUGGAACCGUUUCACUUCCCAACACUUUGUUCAACACUAGCAUUGAUGACAAUGUCUUGGCUUUGUCAUUCAAGACUGACAUUGCCACCAUUCAACAUCUUAAAGCUGGUCUUGCUCCCAAGCCAUAAGGAUACCGUUCAUUACCACU
Molecule: messenger RNA, 751 nt
Organism: Alnus glutinosa
Lineage: Eukaryota; Viridiplantae; Streptophyta; Magnoliopsida; Fagales; Betulaceae
Product: germin-like protein 9-3
Exons: 1
Coding region: 105-731 (208 amino acids)
Cellular component (GO): cell wall
Molecular function (GO): manganese ion binding
Source: RefSeq, a predicted model, not a curated record